Messenger RNA from Neurospora hispaniola, 707 nucleotides. RefSeq names its product Cnl2/NKP2 family protein-domain-containing protein. Bases 145 to 702 code for a protein of 185 amino acids. Lineage: Eukaryota; Fungi; Ascomycota; Sordariomycetes; Sordariales; Sordariaceae. Gene Ontology annotation, biological process: chromosome segregation. The record is from RefSeq and is a predicted model, not a curated record. The transcript is spliced from 2 exons. Gene Ontology annotation, cellular component: Mis6-Sim4 complex; kinetochore.
CUUCAGUUCUGUGUUUAUUACUCUUUGUUCUAAUUGUGACGAAUUUGUUGUUUUAUUACUGGUUUACAUGACCAGUCAGUUGUAGAACUCGAGGUCGUCUUUGUCCAUUUUCGUCAUUAUCGCAAACAAAAAAAGCACGGCGCAAUGGCACCUACUGAAACCAAGAUCCUCAGCGACUACUUGCUAGUCCCCGCCCAGCUGCCUGCAAUCAUCUCGUUGCAAGAGUUCACUGAGCUUUUUCCGCGAUCCCUUCAGUCUUCGCCUCAGAUCAGAAACUUGUAUCGCGAUCUGCAGACCCAGAGAAAUGCCGUCGUUGAUUCAGUUGCGGCCGAGAUCGAAGCCGAGGCCAAGCGUGGCAAGGCCAUGCGCCGGGUCAUGAUCAAGGCCAAACGUGAGGAGGAGGCCCCAGAGAACGAUGACGAAGCCGAAAUUGAACGCCUUCUGUUUGGCUCAACUUCGCAUUCACAAACGCCCAAACAUAACAUUGGUUCCGUUCUUCCCGACCUUGAAGGCGCCGUGUCGGAGCUUGAGAGUGAGCUUCAGCUUCUUGGAGAAGAAGAGGCAGCACUUCUGUCGUCCAUUCAACAGACAGUGGGUAGCAUGAGCGACCUACGCUACGGCCGCUUUGCUAAUGGCCAACUCCGUGAUCAAGUGCUCGAGGGGCUGGCGAGCUUGCGAGACACUUGUAAAUCCAAAAAUUAAUCAUA